UCUCUUCACAAAAUUGACGAAUCUUAGCAUUGUUGGUAACACUGGAAAAGAGUAAUGUUUGCCGAACAAACUCCGGUAAUUCAAUUGACACAUUCACUACAGCUAAGCCCACCGGAACUUUUUCUCCUGGUAGUGAGCCAAUUAGUCAAGAAUCAAUAAGCUUCUGACCAGGUGUCUAUCCGAACUUCUCAGUUAGUGAUUGCUUUCAGCGUGCUCUAUUAGUAAUCAGCAUUACAUUUUUGAGUGUUAAAAUUCAUUCAUUUUUGGUUACCAUCCUAAAAAUUGUGUGUUCCGCAUAGUAUGUACGACAGCGCGUAGGAGAAUGAGGCAAGUUGCAACGCAAGUGAAAAAAACAUGGUUUUGUACGGACUUAUUCUGGUGCUCGCGACUGUUCUUAUGCUUCUGACAGUGGGUUUGGCACACGCCAAGAAUGGAACCAGUUUGUCUUGUGAUUUUAGUCGGAAUAAAGCAGUACAGCCCAUUUUUGAUCAAAGCGAGAACUCCAGAGAAAUCAACACGGGGAGAGCUGUUGCAAAUGCUUAUUAUGAUUUUCUUAUUAACGAGGGCUCCUACAAGUUUUGGGCAAUUUUUCAGCUAGCGACGGUGGCAAUUCUCUUAUAUUCUGUAUUCGCCGCCAUAUACUAUGCUAAAUAUCAGUACCUGACAGAUCCGCCCACAGACAUCGAUGACCUCUUCAGGUCAAAUAAUGGUGGCUUGGGAACUUUGGACGAAUCCACGUUCCUCAUGAUACUCCAAGCAUUAGAACAUGUACCACUGCGUGAUUGAUGUAAGCCACGAUGGACGGCUCAUUACAUGACGAGACAAAGAUAAAUUAGUUUGUUCCUCUACUUCUCUUUACGAAAAAGUGUGUAACCCAGAACAUGAAUUUUUGAAGGCAAAUUUGUUGUAACAGCUCUAGUGCGUGAAUUUUUUUUAUAUGUAUAAAUUGUGGCCUGCGAGCCAAUAAUUCUAAUUCUUUCUAGCUCUCUAAUUUAUCAUGUACAUACUUACAUUAGUAUUUUAAAGCUUUUCUGUAAAGACCAGACCUCAGAAAUCAAAGGUAAUUAGGAUUUUGAAAGCAGAUUCCUGAAUUUGGUUAUGAGUACAUUAGUUGUCUGCAAAUUGGUUUGCACCAUUAGUUUGCGUACAAUUUAUAAGUUAAAAUAAUUACUGUAUUGCUGUGAUGAAAACGCAUGAAAAAUGUUUUCAUCGCAAUUUAAUUCUAUUUUAGUUCUUAGAAUGCAUUGUGAUUUACAAACAAAGUAUCAAGAUUAGUUAGUUUAAGUAAGAUAAAGUAAGUUGAUAGGCACAAUUACAGGCACAUUGUUUGAAUGACUCGA
Messenger RNA from Bemisia tabaci, 1340 nucleotides. RefSeq lists its product as uncharacterized. Lineage: Eukaryota; Metazoa; Arthropoda; Insecta; Hemiptera; Aleyrodidae. The record is from RefSeq and is a predicted model, not a curated record.